Messenger RNA from Schistosoma bovis, 4252 nucleotides. The record is from the annotation of a GenBank genome assembly. Lineage: Eukaryota; Metazoa; Platyhelminthes; Trematoda; Strigeidida; Schistosomatidae.
GACAGAAUCUCAGGGUCGCCUUUGGGCGUGUAACUGGCGGUUAUUUCCAUUCUGACGUAUUUCCAACUCAUCUGUUAAAACCUGUUCUUGUUAAGAUGAUGCAAUUUAUGAUCUUGUUUAGCCGCCAGGGAAAAUUAAGGCUCCAAAAGUGGUAUAUUUCCUAUUCUGAAAAAGAAAAGAAAAAAAUUUUACGCGAUCUCACUACAAUUGUGCUUUCACGAAAGCCAAAAAUGUGUUCAUUUAUUGAAUGGAAGGACUUGAAAGUUGUUUAUCGUCGGCACGUUCAUUCUGGUUUUGUAAUUAACGUUUUUAGUUAUGCUAGUCUAUACUUCUGUGCUGCAGUUGAACCCCAGGACAAUGAGCUAUUGACUUUGGAAAUAAUCCACAGAUAUGUGGAACUUUUAGAUAAGUAUUUUGGUAGCGUUUGUGAACUCGACAUUAUAUUCCAUUUUGAAAAGGCAUACUACGUAUUAGAUGAGUUUAUGUUAGGAGGAGAAGUUCAGGAGACUGGCAAAGAAAGCGCUUUAAACGACAUUGACAUGCAAGAUUUAAUUCAAGAGGAAGAGGCACCUCAAGGAUUUUUCGAAGAACAAGGUAUUUUAUUCUUUGUUUACUGCAUGAGAAAAUGGAACAUUUAUCUGCAUGUAGACGCACAUUUUAUCUAAAAUCUACUUCUGUGUAUAUUUAGUUUAGUUGUUUUGAUGGUUUCAAUUUGUAUUCCACUGUUUUUCUUAUCCUGUUUGGUACGACAUUAAAGUCAUCAAAUGUGGUUAUGUAGUCCGUCGUUUAAUAAGUGUUUAACUUCUUUCCCAAUCCACAAAGACUUAGAAAAAUAACGACACAAUCUUUUAAUAAAUCGUCCUACAUGAGCUCUGGGUUGAAUUUUCCUCGUAUUUGCAUAUGCCUCUCCUCUAGAUAUCGCGCCUUUCCAUAAUAAAAGGAUGUGUUAGAAAAGUUGAGCCUUAAAAGUAACGCAUCUUAGCUUAUUCCACGAUUUUCCAAUCUAAAAACUAAAAUUCGGAGUGGACAAAUCGAAUCCACAGACUGCCAUUCACAACCCAAGAUAAAGCUAUUUGAGAUCAGCUAUACUCAUUUUAAAUAAGUUCAUUUUUAUGGAACGAAGAGUAAUCCUUUUAACAAGCUCUUAUUAGGUGCUAUUACUAUAUAUCUACAGUAAUAUAUAACGAUGGAUUGUGGGUAAUAAUCUUCAUGAAUUUAAGAUUGUUUGUAACUGCCGAAGUAAGUAACAUGCAAUUUAUAUGUGAAUCUGGUAUUUGUCAAAUGAAAAUUCAAAAACCACCAUAUAUAAGGUGAGGAGAAACAAUAUAGAUAACAAUAAAACCAGACAUUCUAAUAUACAUUAAGUGAUCUACUAAUUAAUUACGAGAAAAAUAAAUAUGGAGUGAGUACUAAGUUGUUCUAACAUAAUAAUGUGAUUGAAUCAGAUGAAUUUGAAUUUUAAAAAGUGUAGAAGGGAUGGCGAUAUUCACAUAAGGUUUAUUUAUUCGUUUUAUUGUUUGAAGAUUAUUAGUCUGGUCAAAGUAGACAUAUUGCAGUGGACCUAUUUAUUUUGGAUUCAAAUCUCAGCUUUUACAUUCGUAUUGCAGCCGCUUUUGGGAUUCAGAAAAUGCGGAGCCCGGGAAAUUUAAAAGAAUUACUUUUAACAUUGUAAAUUUUUAAAAAUGACUGACUAAUGUUAGCAUCAUAUUUCGUCUGAACCACGUAGGCAUAGAUAAAACUUUCUAUGUCUUUUAGCUACGUUUGAAGAUGUUCACGAACAUGGAAAAGUAAAUUACUAGAACAUCUACCAAUCUGAUUUGCUCUCUAGAACUAGUUGAACUCACGGAUACGAAAAAAGGUGGCCAGUACAUGCGCUCUAUCUUUCGUUCUUGACAUCACUAUCGAACCCGACCAAAGCAUUAUUUGUAGUUCAUCAGCUGCUAUGUUUUCCUCUGUGUAGUAUCCCAUUAACUUCACUCUACUUUUGUCAAAUCAGAACAUGAAUUAAUUGGAAACUAUAUAUUCUGACAAACUUGAGUAAUAAAAGAUCUGUUGGUGAAAAGAGAUUGCAUACGGUUUAUUGGAAAUCUUCUAAUGUGUUCUCGGUUCAUCCAUAAGGACUGAUUAGUAUAAAAUGGACUUAUCCGUGUAAUAUGAUUUGAGUCUGACCCCAGAGUGUAUUAGUCGAAUUUCUCUUUUUAUCUCCUUUUAACUCCUGAAUGCCAUUAUUGAUUUUAGUCGUUUGAUAUUCGUUUUGAUACGGUGAUAUUGGGUGCAACAACAACCAAUAUAUGUUUGUAGCCGGUCCUAUAUUGUAUAUAUCCAUUUAUUUGACUUUUUGAAGUCACUGGUGUUUAUCUUAACUUGUUACAAACAACUCGUUUUUUAUCAGUUUCGUCUACAUUCUAGGCUUAAUGACAAAAAUAUUGAUAUCGUACUCAAAAUCGUAUAUCCGAUUAUGUUAAACCAACUUAGCUGUUUAUUUUUAUUAUAAGUAUUGAUAAUCUCAUUUUUUAUGGAUUUCAUUGUUCUGUUGUCCUUUUAUGAUAAUUUGGCUCAACUUACAAGAAUUAGUAUGUUGUUUAAAAAAGUAUUACAUACUAAUAUAUGAUUGUAAUCGUUCUAUCUUGUCUUCAUACAUAGAACAUGCCCUUAUAAGUCCCUUAUUAUUACUUUCAUGUAAGACGAUUAAUAUAAUUUUAGAGAAUAGUCGCUUCAUAAUUGAGCACGUUUCAAAGGGUAUAGUUAUACACUGUCUGUCUACAUUGUAAAAUUACUAUUUAGUUUUUGCUUUUAUACGUGCCUUUAUCGCAAGUUUUGUAGCACCUACAUAUAUAUGGCUGGUUCAUUGUGUAUUUAAAUUACAAUCUAUGUUAUGUUUUUUGUCCUUUGUUUGUCCAUGUAAACGGUGUUGGUAUAUUUUUUGUUCACUGUGUAUUUUGUUUCUCAUUGUUUAUUACUGUUUACUCACUGUAAAUACUGUGCACGCUCAUACGUCAUAUUAUAUUGCAUAAUCUUGAUCAAUAGAUUGCCAAUUGGUUACUGAAAUUAGAGGAGUAAUACCAUUCUUUGAUUUCUGUAACUCAUCUAAGUAGUACAUGUCUAUAUAUGAUGGUGCUACCCGGCUACUUAUACCACUAUAUGCAGGGUAAGAUUCGCGUUCCUAACUCAAUCAUUGAAAGUUAAAUCUUUCAAACAUUUCACUCUUCAUCCUAUAAGAUUUUAAUCCAACCCUACAACUGUCACUUUUCCCUCAAAUAGCUUGACGUUAGAAUGCUAGACUGGUGAUUUAAAACUCAGGUGACACUGAAUUUUUGUAAAAUCAAAUUGCUGAUUAUUAUCCUUGUCUAGGGUAAAACUACGGAAAAAAUAUAAGUUCAUAAUUCAUUGGUAACUAUAUUCAAUCAAAUAAUAUUAAAUCUCAUUGAAUGUUCAAUUCAUUCUCUUUAUUUCUUUUUAAAAAAAUUUCCCAACCAUAGGAGGAGUGUAAAACCAAAGAAGAACAAGCUGAUAUAAGUGUGGUUGAUGUUUCUGGAUUUUAAAAUCAUUUCUGUUUCCUUCAGAGAUAAUAAAUGAUUUGUUUAAUUUGUGUAUACAUUUACUUCAAGAUAAAAGUAUACGAUAUGUUCGUAAGUAAAUUGUGCAAAGUACUCAAAAAUUAUUUACUUCUUGCAAACUUUUUUCUCUGCUCACUUUUCUAUUGUUUUGCUUAAUUUUCGAAUGCAAAUUUUAACCUCUCUCAGCAACACAUGUAUACAGUUAAGUUAGUUUUUUUUCUGUUCAUUCCCUUUAUUAAAUUAUCAGUUAACUUUUUUUAAAAUGUAAUUUCCCUACAUAUGCCUUUCAUUUAAAAGAAAAAAGACAUUCUACUGCUCAAACCAAUUUUGCAUAUCAUUGUUUUACAAGAAACUAUUACUAUUACCUCUGAUUUACUUCCUGUUGUUGUUGUGGUGGUGGUUUUGUAUAUUUGAUCAACAUUCCAAGUAAAUUUAAUUAUUUAUUUUGUAUUAUUAGCUCUGUUUUGUAAUGGUGAUAACUUUUUUUAUUUUUAAACAGUUUUAUUGUAUCGUUUUUGUGACGGUCCUUUCUUCUUCUUUUUUUAAUAUGCAUUUUAUAUCAUGUUUGUAUUUUUCUGCGUCAUUGGUUAAACUUUCCUCUGUUCAAUGUGUGUGACUGCUCGAAGGCUGUGAUGAUAAUUAGUAUACAUUUGGUAGUAGGAAUAAGUAAUUAUAAUAAAUAUUUCUAACUAGAC